This is a messenger RNA of Gongylonema pulchrum, 432 nucleotides long. NCBI's taxonomy places the organism in Eukaryota, Metazoa, Nematoda, Chromadorea, Rhabditida, Gongylonematidae. The record is from the annotation of a GenBank genome assembly.
AUGUUUGUUCGCCCCGUGGUCCUCGGCUUUUGUGACUAUCUUUGCGUUAUUCUCUUCUACGAAUACCCAUUGUUUGCUGUAGCAGCAGCAGGAAUGGGAGGAAAUUUCCGAGUGGUGAACAGACGGGACAUUGAUGAACUUCGUGAUGCAAUGCUUGGUUUCGACAGGAACCUUAAAGCACCUACCUUAGAAGAUAUGAGGAAGAAGAAGGAGAAAGAGAUGAAUGCUGAAUUGCUGCAAAUCGAAGAAAGUCCGAGUGAAGAAGAGAAAGAAAGGAUAGAAAGAUUGAGAAUGGCUGCCGAGGUGAGAAGGAAAGAAGAAAAACGGCUUUUGGGAGAGUUCAGGAAACUGGGUCUUGUAAAUGAUGAUGAAAAAGAGCUUGAAGAAGUCAAGGAUAGCAGCACAAAGCGCCGUCUGGAACAAGCAAAGUGA